AUGAUAACAUCUAAAGAAACAGAAGAAAGAAAUACGAAGAUGAUGCGAGGUGUAAUUCUACCAGGCAACUCGACUGUUGAAUUUCGAGAACUGCCUAUACCACAACCAGGAAAAGGGCAAGUGCUUGUCAAAAUUAAGGCAUCAUCGAUUUGUGGCAGUGAUAUUCGCGCUAUCAAUCGUGAACAUUUGGGUACUGGCGAUGAAAAAUAUCGUAAUGUUAUUGCUGGUCAUGAACCCUGUGGUAUCAUUGUAUCUGUCGGUGAAUGUUGCAAACGUUUUCGCAUUGGUGAUCGAGUUACAUGA
Rotaria sordida is the source of this 303-nucleotide messenger RNA. The record is from the annotation of a GenBank genome assembly. Lineage: Eukaryota; Metazoa; Rotifera; Eurotatoria; Philodinida; Philodinidae.